Messenger RNA from Syngnathoides biaculeatus (alligator pipefish), 4903 nucleotides. Its product is annotated as integrin alpha-6-like. Gene Ontology annotation, molecular function: integrin binding. Gene Ontology annotation, biological process: leukocyte migration; cell-cell adhesion; cell adhesion mediated by integrin. Gene Ontology annotation, cellular component: integrin complex; external side of plasma membrane. The transcript has 27 exons. The record is from RefSeq and is a predicted model, not a curated record. The coding region runs from base 1091 to 4342 and encodes 1083 amino acids. Lineage: Eukaryota; Metazoa; Chordata; Actinopteri; Syngnathiformes; Syngnathidae.
UGUCAUAUCUUCCUUUGUACCAAUUUCCCCAGCUUCCAACUAUGAAAUACUUACAUACUCAAAAUGUUGAGAAAUGCUGGAAUAAAUUGAGUUUUCCCUUAGCAGUUCUGACAAUAUCCUCUCAUUUGGCAUGUUUUUCUAUAAGACAGUGAUUGUCUUCAUUCCAAAGAACAUUUCAGACGUCACUAAUGUCGAGGUAAUGAACACCUCCUUCACAAUCUCAUUUCUAGUGCAAUUUCAUUAAAAAAAAAAAGAUGAUUGCAGUGUGGCAAAUUGGGGGCAUAAUGUUGUCCAAAAGAGGGCAGCAUAGACUUAACUCGCUGCUUUUUAUCACAUGCAUGUGUCAGCAAGUUUUACCCAUGGACCGCUGUCCACCCCCACGGUGUAAUACUGUACUCUCUUGUACAUUUUCACAUUAUUUGAGACCACAUUCUGCUUAGGGGUUUAAAUUGCAGCCAUGACGGUGGCGUUUGGCUGCCCUAUCGAGGAAAGUUGAAUUCAUCAAAAUCUGAUUACAUGCACUUGUUCACUACCACUUUAUUCGGUACACUUGGUCAAAAUACAAUUCAAUAUCGAAGAAUUGUGUGAAAGAUGUUUCUAAAGAAAUAUCAUAGUGUUCAAGUUUCAUAAUACAUCUUAAUGUGCCUGUAAUUUGUCAUCCUGUAGAAGGGUUUAUUAUUUUAUCAUGUUUCAUUGGUUGACUCACAAAGCUGAUUGCAAUGUUCACAUUUUUGUUUUAUCCACUUUCUCGUGUGAAUUAUUAACUUAUUGGUUCAUUAUUAUUUGUCAUAAUUUUAAGGUGGUGUAAGUCACCUCACUGAGAAAAAACCCAGCCCCGAGGGUAUGUGUUUUGUAACUUCCUGUUGAUGUAUUCAAGGUCUGUGUGUGUGCGUGUGUUUGUGUGUGCUUGCCUGUACCAGUGUUGUGGGUUGGGCAGGCAGGAUUUGACAAAUAAAGAUCCCAGAUGUUUGUAUGUGGGAGUAAGAGUGAAGCUGAGAUUUAUCACACUCACCUGAGAUUCAUCUGAGGAGCACCACAGGAAUUCCAGGAUUCCCGAGAGUUCGUUUUGGGAUCCGGCACUGAGAGGAACAUGUUAGGUGGACUGCUGCCCUUACUGCUGCCGCUCGCCUUCCUGCUGGGAUGGGGCCGGCCGUGCUCAGCCUUCAACCUGGACACCGAGGACGUCUUGCGCAAGGACGGAGAUCCAAAAAGCCUGUUCGGCUUCUCCCUCGCCAUGCACCGCCAGCUUCAACCGGAGGAUAAAAGGAUGCUCUUGGUCGGCGCCCCUCGAGCCAAAGGCUUCAGCGGUCAAACGGCCACAGUGACGGGCGGACUCUUCAGCUGUGACAUGAGCUCACCGUCUACAGGCUGUGUGCGAGUUAACUUUGACGACGACGAGGACACCAACAGAGAAAGCAAAGACAACCAAUGGAUGGGGGUGACAGUCAACAGCCAGGGCCCGGGUGGCAAGAUUGUGACCUGUGCCCAUCGGUAUCAGCGCAGGACCAAUGUGAAGACCACCAUCGAAUCGCGUGACAUCAUCGGCCGCUGCUACGUGCUGAGUCAGGAUUUGAAAAUCGAUCCUUCCUCCAGCGAGGACGGAGGAGGCUGGCAUUUCUGUGACAGCAGGCCAAGAGGUCACGAGAUGUUCGGCUCCUGCCAGCAGGGCCUCUCGGCCACUUUCGACAAGGACUACCAUUACCUCAUUUUUGGGGCUCCCGGAGCAUACAACUGGAAAGGUGUGGUCCGCCUGGAGCAAAAGAACGACACCCUCCUCGAGAUGGGCAUUUAUGAUGACGGGCCGUUUGAGGCAGGGGAUGAAAACGAGAAGAAUCCCGAUUUAGUCCCGGCUCCGGCCAGCAGCUACCUUGGUUUCUCUCUGGACUCGAGUAAAAGUCUGACCAAAAAAGGCCAGCUGACGGUAGUGGCGGGAGCUCCCAGAGCCAAUCACAGCGGGGCGGUGGUUCUGCUUAAGAAAGGCCCCGAUACGAGCAACAUUUUGCUGGAGGAGUACACACUGGAAGGGGAGGGGCUCGCCUCAUCUUUCGGGUAUGACCUGGCCGUGCUGGACCUCAACGGGGACGGAUGGGAGGACAUAGUGGUGGGAGCACCGCAGUACUUUGAGAAGGACGGCGAAAUCGGAGGCGCUACGUAUGUCUUCAUAAACAAGGCCGGAAAAUGGGACCAGGUCAAACCCACCAGGAUAGACGGAACGAAGGACUCCAUGUUUGGCCUGGCUGUGGAAAAUCUGGGAGACAUCAACCAGGAUGGUUACCAUGAUUUUGCAGUGGGAGCUCCAUAUGAUGAUGACAACUCAGGAAAUGUCUACAUCUACCAUGGAUCCAACACAGGACUCGAAUCCAAAAAAGCAGCACAGAUUUUAUCCGGCAAGCCUUCAGGUGUGACGAUGUUUGGCUACUCCUUAGCGGGUAACAUGGAUCUGGACAAGAACUCCUACCCUGACCUGGCUGUCGGAUCCCUCUCUGAUGCCGUUUUUGUCUACAGAGCCCGUCCAGUCAUCGCCAUCAAGAAGGAAAUCAGUUUCUUGCCAAAGGAAAUUGACCUGACCAAGAAGAACUGUGGGAACAACUUCUGCAUGAAAAUUCAGGCUUGCUUCACGUACACGGCCAACCCCAAGAGCUACUCUCCCAGACUGACUGUUGCAUACACCAUGGCGGUCGACGCUGACCAAAGGAAGAAGAAUCUAAUCCCGAGGGCCGCCUUCACUCAGCAGUCGGCCUCUGACAGCAACUAUGAGUCCAAAGGGACCGUCGUCUUGGACACCAAAGGAAGAAAGCAGUGCAUUACACGCCAGCUGGCCAUACAGGACAAUAUUCGUGAUAAACUUCGAGGGGUACCCAUUGACGUGGAUGUGGAGAUCCAGAACGCCAAACGCAAACGCAGACAGAGCUCCGGCGAAACACCGCCUGUCCUUGAUGCCAAAGACGAAGUACCAACUCGUGGGGAGGUGCAAUUUGUGAAGGAGGGUUGCGGCAGUGACAAUAUUUGCCGCAGUAACUUGAAAAUAGCGUAUCGCUACGGCCACAAGUCAACGGAUAACACGUUCAAGCCGUUACCAUUGGAGAACGGCGUGCCCCUGAUCUCGCUUAGCCAGCAGAAGGACAUCGCCUUAGAGGUCAAGGUGACCAAUCAGAACGGAGAUGACGCGCACGAGGCAUCAGUGGUCGCCUCCUUCCCACGUGCCCUCACCUACUCCACAUUCCGCGGCCCACCCAAUGUAGUGACUUGCACGGCCAAUAAGAAUGGCUCUAAGGCGACCUGUGACCUCGGAAACCCCUUCAAACGGGAUUCUGAGAUGACCUUCUACAUUAUUCUGGGAACCGUUGGCAUCUCAUUAAACACCACCGAAUUAGAAAUUGAGCUUCAACCUGCGACAACCAGCGAGCAGCCGACGCUAGCCGCCGUUAAAGCGAAGGCAAACGUGGCCAUCAUGUUGCAGCUGUCAAUAUCAGGUCAAGCUCAGCCCUCCCAAGUGCAAUUUGCAGGAAAAAUCAAAGAUCAGAAUGCAAUGAAGACCGAAGGUGACAUCGGAAGUCCCCUCACGCAUCAGAUCAGAAUUAUCAACGUCGGAAGGCGCUUGACGGACUUUGGUACUGCCACCCUGCAUAUUGACUGGCCCAAGACCACGGAGCAGAACAAGUGGCUGCUCUACUUAACGAAGGUCACAGCCACGGGUGUGAGCCAAAUCGAGUGUACGCCAAAAUCGGAGAUAAAUCCUCUCAAAAAGGAUGUCAGCAACAGCAGGAUGAAAAGGGCUUCACAAAAGAGCCAGGAAGGCAAUGAAGGGAUUAUUUCACGUUUGGUGGACAAGAAGCAAUCUAAAAUUCUGUCAUGUGACAACGGGGCUAAAUGUGUGAAGAUCAAGUGUCCCCUGCGGGGCCUGGACAGUAACGCGGUCAUCACGCUUCACUCUCGUCUCUGGAACAGCACGUUGUUGGCGGAUUACAGCAAGCUGCAUCAUGUGGAGGUGAUCGUCAAGGCGGCUGUGCAUGUUGAAAGCACAAGAAAGAACAUGGUGCUGCAGAACGCUGAAACAGAGAUGAGAGUGACUGCGUUCCCUGAGAGGAGUGAGGCCCGAUAUGGAGGAGUUCCGUGGUGGAUCAUCUUCUUGUCUGUUCUCCUGGCACUGCUCUUACUGGCUCUGUUGAUUUUCCUUCUCUGGAAGUGCGGCUUCUUCAACCGGGCUAAACACGAGGACAAGGUUCCCAGUUACAAUGCAGUUCGGAUAAAACGCCAGGACAGAGACGUGAACGUGGAUUGGCAAAACCUGGAAAAGAAAUCCUGGGUGACAACGUGGCACAACAACGGACAUUAUUCUUAACCCUGAAUAUCAUUGUGGGGGACUGUAAAUAGCAAGAUAUUGUUUGUACAUGUUUUUUAAAAGAGUCACAGUUCAAAAUACUUCGAUCAAACUUUCUGCAUCAGGGGCUGAUUUUUACUUUUCAGUGCAAGUACAAACACUUCCAGUGUCAUACACUAGAUGGUCCUGUUAUAGCUUAGGAGCUUAUUGUGUACAUUUUCUUGUGUUUUCAAUCUGGGGUGGGAGAGAGUGGGAAGGGGGGGGAUUCAUUUUUUAUAAUUUGUUUUUGAAUUUUUGUAUUUAUUCACUCAAGAGGUACUUUGUUACGCGCUAUACAGACCAAAAAGUCAUGUAAUGCUAACAUGUGUGAAAUGUACUAUUCCCAACAAUGCAUCUGCCUGAAUUAGUACAUUGUGGACUGAUUGCAAUGUACAACAGCAAAAUGGAAUUUGUCAAAAACAUACAAAUAUACAUACAAAUAAUAAAUUUGAAAGUUGUGUAAUGUAAUUUUAAAUUGAAAGACGGGUUAAAUGUGGAUAUGUUGAAAGCAUUAUUUAUUAAAACAAAAGACAUGUAAAAUCA